This is a messenger RNA of Lepus europaeus (European hare), 3169 nucleotides long. It is a transcript of the gene SGK2, whose product is annotated as serum/glucocorticoid regulated kinase 2. Gene Ontology annotation, biological process: protein phosphorylation. The transcript is spliced from 13 exons. The record is from RefSeq and is a predicted model, not a curated record. Gene Ontology annotation, molecular function: ATP binding; protein serine/threonine kinase activity. Bases 107 to 1207 code for a protein of 366 amino acids. Lineage: Eukaryota; Metazoa; Chordata; Mammalia; Lagomorpha; Leporidae.
AACAGAGAGCCUCUCUUGUCUACUGCCCAUCCUCAGCCCCGACUGCUGGAACCCUCUGGAAGCCUGUCUUCGGACCGCACAGAGCCCACCUGAUCACAGCUACAGAAUGGCCUCUAGCCCCACCAGGACCCCCAACACACAGUCCACGGGGGCCAGUGAGAACAUCAACCUGGGGCCUUCAGCCAACCCAAAUGCCCGGCCCACAGACUUCGACUUCCUCAAAGUCAUUGGCAAAGGGAGCUAUGGGAAGGUGCUGCUGGCCAAGCGCAAGUCUGACGGGACGUUCUACGCGGUGAAAGUGCUACAGAAGAAGUCCAUCUUGAAGAACAAGGAGGGUCACAUCAUGGCGGAGAGGAAUGUGCUACUGAAGAACGUGCGGCACCCCUUCCUCGUGGGCCUGCGCUACUCCUUCCAGACCACGGAGAAGCUCUACUUCGUGCUCGACUACGUCAACGGCGGAGAGCUCUUCUUCCACCUGCAGCGGGAGCGCCGGUUCCUGGAGCCCCGGGCAAGGUUCUAUGCCGCAGAGGUGGCCAGCGCCAUUGGCUACCUGCACUCUCUCAACAUCAUUUACAGGGACCUGAAACCAGAGAACAUUCUCUUGGACUGCCAGGGACACGUGGUGCUGACGGAUUUUGGCCUCUGCAAGGAAUGUGUGGAGCCCGAGGAGACCACGUCCACGUUUUGUGGCACCCCUGAGUACCUGGCUCCCGAAGUGCUUCGUAAGGAGCCUUAUGAUCGGGCCGUGGACUGGUGGUGCCUGGGGGCAGUCAUCUACGAGAUGCUGCAUGGCCUGCCGCCCUUCUACAGCCAAGACGUGUCCCAGAUGUACGACAACAUUCUGCACCAGCCGCUGCAGAUCCCCGGGGGCCGGACCGUGGCUGCCUGCGACCUCCUGCAAGGCCUUCUCCACAAGGACCAGAGGCAGCGGCUGGGCUCCAAAGCAGACUUUCUCGAGAUAAAGAACCAUGUAUUCUUCAGCCCCAUAAACUGGGAUGACUUGUACCACAAGAGGCUGACUCCACCCUUCAACCCCAACGUGGCAGGACCUGCUGACCUGAAACACUUUGACCCGGAGUUCACCCAGGAAGCCGUGUCCAGGUCCAUCGGCUGCACCCCUGACAGUGUAGCCAGCAGCUCCGGGACCUCAAGUGCCUUCCUGGGAUUUUCCUAUGUGCCAGAGGAGGAUGACAUCUUGGACUGCUAAAGAGAUGCUCCUAUGAAACCAGCUGGAACCAGCAAGGAAUGGCUCAGAGAAGCAGUGGCUUCCAGGAGACACAGGCUUACGUAGAAUAGCGUCAGGCGGCCCAGGGCUGGUGCAAGGUCAUCGAGUGCUCAGAGGUUUUCUGUAUUUCUACCCUGCCCGCCUGGGCAAACGGCUUCCUGUUUUAGGGUCGCUACAUUACCACUCGAAGAUUCCUGGGGCUCCAGCUUCCAGUUUCGUGUUCUGGGUGGGAAAAGGAAGAAAGGCGGGGGGAGGUGGGGAAGCAAAAAGGCGCCUUGAAAGCCCUUCCCAGAAGCCCUCCCUCCCCCAGUGACGUCUGUGGACAUUCCUUAGGUACCCAGUCCUCCUGGGCUGGAGGCUGGGGAUGUGGCUUACUAGCUGGACACGUGGCUCUGCCUGGAACCAAGGGGGCUCUGAAACCGUGGGAGGAGGGAGAGUUGGGUAGGCAACCAGCACUCUCCACCAGUGUUCUGGGUUUGACCUCAACGCCUAAAAUGAUGGAGAUGGGAUGGACCUAGAGGGGGUUACCAGACAGCUUGUACUGCUCCGUGUUGCUGGUGUCUUUCCUGUGGGUAGUACUGGGAUUUGUUGUUGGGUUUGGCCGCCUGGCAUCUGAAUCCUUUUCUAAAUUCAGGGAGUCCCUGACCUCAUGACCCUUGAUGAGGGGCAAUAACUACCUCCACCUCAAACAGCCAGGAAGCUGGAGACUGACCUUCGUAGCCUCCAGGAGCCAGGCCAGGCACGGGCCCAGGGAUGCACCUGUGCAGAGUGUGGACUCAAGGAAAGGACGGGGAAGCUCUUCCCUGUGGUAGCUGCAGGGACAGCACCCACAAAACCAAGUUCCUGGCAUGGACGUGACCACAGGGGCAGCGCCAGCCGUGGUGUCCUCCACAAACCAGAGCCGCAGCGUCAUUGCUCGAAGCCUCCAGCCUCAUUUGCAGGCUUUCCCCAGGAUUUUUUUUUUUUGAGCAUUCUGAUCUUUUUAACACUCCUUUUCUUGCUUGAUUGACCAAGGUCGGCUUCCGAGCACCUGCCUGUCCUGCACCAGUGUCUGGGCUAGCUUCUUUCGUGUCUGUUACCAGAUUUCUUUGAAACAACCUUAAGGUAGGAAUUAUUAUCCUUUUUUUUUUUUUAACCAAUGGAGAAAUAAUCAGAAAAGUUGCUCCUUGCCUGUGGGUCACAGAGCUGGUAAGGACACAGCUGGGACUGGGAGCCACGCAAGCCGGCUCCAGGGCUGUCCCUUUUUGUGUUCCUCCUCACACGGGGAGCCCAGGUCCCAUGCAGAGCUGGAGGCCACCCAUGAAGCUCCCUGUGUUCAAAGUGAAUCCUUGCUAAAAGCAACGGCCAGGACAGACGUGAGCACGUCACACCUCACGCGGCCGGGACGCCCUGCACUGGUGGAGAGCCCUGUGCCUUGCCGCAGCGGCACAACUCCAUUCUUGCAAUGCUGCGGCUCUCACACGUCCAGAGGACUUGCUAGCUCCUUGGUAUGGGGAUAAGACGAGAGACUUCCUCGGGGUCAGUGCCCUGGCGGUUCUAUCGCUUUUCCUCUUGUCUCAUUCCCACUCUUUCCCUUCUACCGAGUCCCUGCCCCAGGAAUGAUGGGACGAGGCUGGGAGAUCACGCGGGAGACAUCAGUGACUCCGGCCUACGGGCGGUCAGGAUGGGGUCAGGACGAGAAAACGUUAAGCUCUGAUGUGACCUCCUGAUUUCCCUCCUAACACUGCCUGUCGAUUGCCAGACAUGGAUGAUGGUGAAGGGGACAUCAAGAUCCCAGCGUCCCAAAGCAAAACCCCUUAGAGUGGAACUGUCAGAAAAGUGACAGUACUGUCCAAAGCACACCGUCGGCCGUGGCUGUGGAACACCUAACCAUUGUACCUGUUCUAAAGACUGUAAAAAUCACACAGCCAGGACAAAAAAAAUAAACGAAGGAAAACGACGCUA